UCUUCCUUGCGCUCAUCUUCUCUCAAGUCAUCUUCUUCCUCGUGCCGCUGCUUAGCUCUCCUCUUGCCACCUUGCACUCCUGCCAUUGUUCUGCUGCGCACCAUGGGGAAGCCGAAAUCCAAGCGUCCUGCUGGUGCCGACGCCACCGCGAAGAAGGGGCGCACCAGCGGGUGGUCACCGUCGACCUUCUCCGCCAACGGCCUACGGAAGCUCCGCGCCGCCGGCCUCCUCUCCGCCGCGGCGAUGAUCGCGAUUCCAGGCGAGGAGAUGAUCCCUCGGCCCGAGAAGGGUUAUCGGGUAAUGUUUUCUGAAUUUCUCCUUCGUAGCCUCUCUCUCGCAGUCCACGAGUUUCUUCGUGGGCUGCUCUUUGUCUACGGUGUGCAGCUUCAUCAGCUCACACCGAACUCCAUCCUCCACAUUGCGUGCUUUGUCACGCUGUGUGAGUGCUUUCUCGGCAUUGACCCCCACUGGGGUCUCUGGCGCCGCCUCUUUUUCAUCCGGUGGAACAUGACGAAGGGUGCCGUCCAAGACGUUGGUGGUGCCAUCAUCUCGCCACAUGGAGAUGCUGGCUACUUUGACCUUCGGUUUUGCGACUCUGUGCAAGACUGGAGGAAGAAGUGGUUCUACGUCAAGGAUGAAGCUUCGGCUGACCAGAAGUAUGGGCUCGCCCCCUUCGAUGCCUCAGCCGAAGUGAAGAAAUUGAAGACCUGGGAUAUCCCUCUGAUAGAUGCCGAACUCGAGGAAACUGAGCCCUUGGUUCAGAAGAUCCGAGCUCUUCGGACAGCUGAAGAUAAGGAGCUCUCGGGUCUUCAAUUGAUGGCCUUCUUUCUCUGACUCCACGUCCAGCCUUUUCAAGUCAGAGUUUCACAGAUGUGGAACUACUCGGGUCCCUCUAACAAGACCCGAGUUUUUAAAGAAGAUGUCGAUGAAGACGAGCUGAAGAAAGUUGUGCAUCGGUUGACCUCUCUGACGGCAUCCGAUGACAUACCCAUCACCUGCCGCGCCAAAUCCUUCAACAAGGAUCACCCGACGCCUUCAGACCAUCGCUUUCUUUCUUCCUUGCCGCCACUCCCCGAAGGUGGCGAUUUACCCAAAGCUACCGCCGUAACCGAGAGCGAGGCAGCCGACACCGGCGCUGCUCGAGGCACGGUUGCAGCUGAAGAAGCGACCGAUUCGUCGGGCUCCCACACUGGCACAUCCCUUCCAUCAGCAACUUCCCAGAAGGAGAAGGAGCUCGAUAAGAAGAGAAAAUGAGCCAAAAUCGACGAUGACUCCGAGUCUUCGGGUGAUUCCCAUCCGAAGCUUGUGACGCCCAUAAGAACAGCUCUUCUGGGUCCGAGGACCCCUUCAUAGUUGCUCAGCACAUUGGCUUAGCCGAGGAUUCUCCUCCACGGCCCCAUGAUGCUGACAUCGACUAGGACUUGGAAGAAUUUGUCAUGGCCAAAGUGCCGACCCCUUCUGAAAGACCGGUCGAGUCACCCAGGCAUGAAGAUCUUGCAAAGAGGCCCCAAGCUCCUUUGAAGAAGAAGGCGAAGAAAUUGGGUGCCCUUAAAGGCAUCACGAUUACAGAGAAUCUGCCUUCUUCUUCUUUUUCUCUUUGUUUCCUUGUGCUUUGUUAACAUUCCCUUUUACAGCCCUUUACCCGUGAGGUGAUAGGCUUGGUAACCCGCUACAUUGGGUUAGAGAUUGAAGCCGAAAGGUUGAAAUCCGCCCAUGCUGUGGAGCGGAAGCGAGCCGAAGAACUCGAGGCUAAACUCGAGGAGGCAGAGCUGGCGAUGAGGAAUCAGGAGGACCAAUGGGAGAACGAGAAGUCUGAGAUGACCGCCCGAGACGCGGUCAUUGGUCAGAGACUCGGGCAUCUCAAUGCUACCCUUACUAAGCGGACUGGAGUUGUCGAGGUGCUGGAGGAGGAGCAGAAGGUGGAUCCGACACUUGAUGCCCUUCGGCUUCUGGAAGCCAACAAUUCUCGAGCACGGAACCUGCUAAACUCUUCGCGCAAGACCCUCAUUCGUCUUCGCGAACAGGUCCUUCCAGAAAAGCCGCUGGCCUACGAUUACUCUUUCGAGGACCUCGUCAAUAGCUUCUCGGGUACCGCCACUCCUAUCCCGGUUCUGGAGUUCCGCCAAGCUCAAUGCCAAGCUGGGGUGGAAGUGGUCAUCGCGAUGACGAUGGCCCAUGGCGAGCCAAUCGACUGGAAAAAUAUCAGCUUGGCGUACCCGAAGGAGUCUGACGGCAAGAAGUCGCUGCAACCCUUUAUGAGGGACGCGAAGAAACUCGCCCGUGACUUCCUCGUAACUGCCCAGCCGAAGAAGUCCUUGUCUGCCGCUCCUUCCGCUAGCACGGCCACUCCAGAGGUGCCGUAGAUUUCUGCAUUUGUUUCUUUAGGCUAUAGCUUUUGAACUAUGCUUGUAAUGAACCCGCCAUAUGCAUGGCCGACUUUUGAAUUAUCCGCCCUUGUAAUAUUCGAGCCUCUUUUUUUUUUGACUGUGACUACGGCGGGCAUAAGCCAGCCUGAACAUAUAUUCAGUCAAGUUGCCUA
Lolium perenne is the source of this 2539-nucleotide messenger RNA. RefSeq lists its product as uncharacterized. Lineage: Eukaryota; Viridiplantae; Streptophyta; Magnoliopsida; Poales; Poaceae. The record is from RefSeq and is a predicted model, not a curated record.